Molecule: messenger RNA, 1017 nt
Organism: Chrysochloris asiatica (Cape golden mole)
Lineage: Eukaryota; Metazoa; Chordata; Mammalia; Afrosoricida; Chrysochloridae
Product: testican-3-like
Exons: 7
Coding region: 1-1017 (338 amino acids)
Molecular function (GO): calcium ion binding
Source: RefSeq, a predicted model, not a curated record
AUGCUCAAGGUGUCAGCUGUAUUGUGUGUGUGUGCAGCGGCUUGGUGCAGUCAGGCUCUCGCAGUUGCCGCGGCGGUGACUGCGGCCGGGGGGCGGUCGGACGGCGGCAAUUUUCUGGAUGACAAACAAUGGCUAACCACGAUCUCUCAGUAUGACAAGGAAGUCGGACAGUGGAACAAAUUCCGAGACUGCAAACUAGAAUAUCAGGCAUGUGUCUUAGGAAAACAGAUUUCUGUCAAAUGUGAAGGACGUUGCCCAUGUCAUUCAUAUAAGACAACAAGUUCAAGCAGAAAUCUUAAGAGAGCGUGUAGUGACCUGGAGUUCAGGGAAGUGGCAAACAGAUUGCGGGACUGGUUCAAGGCCCUUCAUGAAAGUGGAAGCCAGAACAAGAAGACAAAAGCAUUACUGAGACCCGAGAGAAGCAGAUUUGAUACUAGUAUUUUGCCAAUUUGCAAAGAUUCACUUGGGUGGAUGUUUAACAGACUUGAUACAAACUAUGACCUGCUAUUGGACCAGUCAGAACUGGGAAGCAUUUACCUUGAUAAGAAUGAACAGUGUACCAAAGCAUUCUUCAAUUCUUGUGACACAUACAAGGACAGUUUGAUAUCUAACAAUGAAUGGUGCUACUGUUUCCAGAGACAGCAAGACCCACCCUGUCAGACAGAGCUCAGCAACAUUCAGAAAGGACAAGGAAUAAAGAAGCUCCUUGGACUGUAUAUUCCACUAUGUGAUGAAGAUGGCUAUUAUAAACCAACACAAUGUCAGGGUAGUCUUGGGCAGUGCUGGUGUGUUGACAGAUAUGGAAAUGAAGUCACAGGAUCUAGAACAAACAGUGUUGCAGACUGUGCUAUAGAUUUUGAGAUCUCUGGAGAUUUUGCAAGUGGAGAUUUCCAUGAAUGGACUGAUAAUGAGGAUGAUAAAGAUGACAUUAUGAAUGAUGAAGAUGAAAUUGAAGAUGAUGAUGAAGAUGAAGGGGAUGAUGAUGAUGAUGGUGAUGACCAUGAUGGAUAUAUUUGA